AUGAAGCUCUCUAUCUUUUCUGCCUUUGCGGCACUGUUCGUUUCUGGUGCCACCGCGUUGGAUGGCGAAUUCGUCCACCUAGGACGACUGAUUCCUCCAGUCGAAGCAAUUGACCCAGGUCUUGUUACGAUCAUCGCCCAGAAUGAUGCUAUGGGUUCUGGCUUUUUCGAUCAGCUGCUCGAUCACAAGAACCCAAGCAAGGGUACCUUCAAGCAAAAGUUUUGGUGGAACAUUGAGUUCUGGAAUGGACCAGGCUCACCUAUCGUUAUGUUCACUCCAGGAGAAAUUGCUGCCGCAAACUACGGAGCAUAUCUCACCAACGCUACCGUCAUCGGUCUCUAUGCACAAGAAAUCAAGGGCGCCGUGAUCAUGGUAGAACAUCGAUUCUGGGGAGAAUCUUCGCCAUACCAAACCCUUAACUCAGAGACCCUUCAACUACUCACCCUUGAGCAAUCCAUUGCCGAUUUUGUCUACUUUGCAAAGGUAGCCCCGCUUCCAUUCGACACCAAGAAGUCAAAUGCGGAUAAAGCGCCAUGGGUGUUUUCUGGGGGAAGCUACUCCGGUGCUUUGGCGGCCUGGAUCGAAUCAACAUCGCCAGGCACAUUUUGGGCCUAUCAUGCCUCAAGUGCGCCAGUACAAGCCAUCGAUGACUAUUGGCAAUACUUUUCUCCAAUCCAACAGGGGAUGCCAAAGAACUGUAGUAAAGAUCUCUCUCUGGUGAUUGAUUACAUGGACAAGGUGUGGAAUACUGGAAGUGCGGCCGAAAAGCUCGCACUGAAGACUAAGUUUGGCCUCCAAGGACUUGCACAACCUGCCGAUGUCAUGGCAACCCUUGAAUAUGGACCAUGGCUAUGGCAGAGCAACAGUUUCACAACAGGUUAUUCCGGCUUCUUCCAGUUCUGCGACGCGAUCGAGAACGUGACUGCUGGUGCUGCCGUUACCCCUGAUGCAAAUGGUGUGGGCGUUCAAACUGCUCUUGAAGGUUAUGCCAAGUGGACUAAGGCUAAGCUUCUUCCUGGCUUCUGCCAAUCUUACGGAUAUACGGAUGCCAACACCGUUGAGUGCUUGGAUACUUACAAUCCCUCCAAUAAGAUUUUCACCGACAGAAGUGUCGGAAACGCCAUUGAUCUACAAUGGCAAUGGAUGCUGUGCAACGAACCUUUCGGUUAUUGGCAAAACGGUGCCCCUCGAGGAAAACCAAGCAUCGUCUCUCGUCUUGUUAACUCUGCUUAUUGGCAACGUCAAUGUGCUCUGUUCUUUCCAACGGUUAAUGGCUUCACCUAUGGAAGCGCCAUUUCUCCAGACAACAACAUACAUCAGGUAAACAAGCACACACAAGGAUGGAGGCUAGAGAAGACCACUCGUUUGAUCUGGACCAAUGGUGAAUUCGAUCCAUGGAAGACCUCUGGAAUGUCUUCAGAGUACCGACCAGGUGGACCACUCCAAUCUACCCCUGAACAUCCUCUCAACGUCAUCCCAGGCGGUUUCCACUGCUCCGACCUAAGACUCCGAAAUGCACAAGCAAAUGCUGGUGUACAGGCUGUUGUUGAUGCACAAGUGGCCCAGAUCGUAAAAUGGGUGGCUGAGUGGCCUAAGAAGUAG
Glarea lozoyensis ATCC 20868 is the source of this 1602-nucleotide messenger RNA. Its product is annotated as alpha/beta-Hydrolase. The coding region runs from base 1 to 1602 and encodes 533 amino acids. Gene Ontology annotation, biological process: proteolysis. The transcript is spliced from 8 exons. NCBI's taxonomy places the organism in Eukaryota, Fungi, Ascomycota, Leotiomycetes, Helotiales, Helotiaceae. The record is from RefSeq and is a predicted model, not a curated record. Gene Ontology annotation, molecular function: serine-type exopeptidase activity; dipeptidyl-peptidase activity.